Molecule: messenger RNA, 1111 nt
Organism: Rhizopus microsporus ATCC 52813
Lineage: Eukaryota; Fungi; Mucoromycota; Mucoromycetes; Mucorales; Rhizopodaceae
Product: UAA transporter
Exons: 2
Coding region: 20-1069 (349 amino acids)
Biological process (GO): UDP-galactose transmembrane transport
Cellular component (GO): endoplasmic reticulum membrane; Golgi membrane
Molecular function (GO): UDP-galactose transmembrane transporter activity; UDP-glucose transmembrane transporter activity
Source: RefSeq, a predicted model, not a curated record
UUGUUCUUUCUCUUCCCACAUGCUUCGUUUCGCAUUCUGUGUCAUUGGAAUCUAUACUUGCUUCUUGACUUGGGGCGUUGUUCAGGAACGUGUGAGCACAACACCUUAUGGAGAUACAGAACCACCGAAGAAGUUUAAGUACUUUAUUGUUCUCAAUUUAGUACAAUCACUGAUAGCAGCUAUCGUUGCUUUUAUUUAUUUAAAAGUCUGUGGCAAAAGCUUAAACUUAAAAGAUACACCAUUCAGCCUUUACCUCAAAUAUGCUCAAGUCGCAUUCUUCAAUUGUAUUGGUUCACCUUUUGGGUAUGAAGCAUUAAAGCAUAUAGACUAUCCGACAAUGAUCCUUGGAAAAUCAUGCAAACUUGUUCCUGUGCUGUUCAUGAAUGUACUUGUCUAUCGAAGAAAGUUUGACUGGCAUAAAUACCUAUGCGUAACCUUGGUUACAAUGGGUGUUUCCAUGUUUAUGCUGUACCACGAAACAAGCUCCUCCAAGAAAGCAGCUGCCACAAGUUCACUCUGGGGCUUAUUCUUACUUUCAAUGAACUUGGCUAUUGAUGGGUUAACAAAUGCGACACAGGAUCAGAUAUUUACAAAGUACAAGCACCUUGUCAGUGGACAGCAUAUGAUGUUUUAUAUGAACAUCAUUGGCUCUGCCUUUUCUGCUGCCUACUUGAUUUUCCAUCCAUUCAAUAAUGAAUUACAACAAGCCUUGCUCUUUUUCCACCAACACCCUGCUGUUAUUCGCGACGUACUCUUAUUUGGCUUUUGUGGUGCGCUUGGUCAGUGCUUCAUCUUUUAUACCCUUCAGCACUAUGGCAGCCUUCGCCUUGUAACGGUUACGGUCACUCGUAAACUAUUUACGAUGUUACUCAGCGUCUUUUGGUUCAAUCAUACGCUGACGUUUGGCCAAUGGGCAGGUGUUGCGCUUGUUUUUACAGCAAUUGGCAUUGAAGCGUAUAUUGGCAAACAGCAAAAACUACAAGUCAAAAAAACAAUGAAUGCGUCAGUAAAGGAACUUGAUAUCAAAAAGGCACUAAACAGCGAAAAACCUGCUCAUAAGUUAGCAUAAACCUAUUUAUUUAUAGAAAUCCAUAGAAAUAAACCUCUUUUU